Messenger RNA from Arvicola amphibius (Eurasian water vole), 1800 nucleotides. It is a transcript of the gene Srrm4, whose product is annotated as serine/arginine repetitive matrix 4. Bases 1 to 1800 code for a protein of 599 amino acids. Gene Ontology annotation, molecular function: mRNA binding. The transcript has 13 exons. The record is from RefSeq and is a predicted model, not a curated record. Gene Ontology annotation, cellular component: nucleus. NCBI's taxonomy places the organism in Eukaryota, Metazoa, Chordata, Mammalia, Rodentia, Cricetidae. Gene Ontology annotation, biological process: regulation of RNA splicing; mRNA processing; neuron maturation.
AUGGCGAGCCUGCAGCAGGGCGAGAAACAGCUGUUUGAGAAGUUCUGGAAAGGGACCUUCAAAGCAGUGGCCACUCCGCGUCCCGAGAGCAUCAUCGUUGCCAGUAUCACAGCCCGCAAGCCACUGCCAAGGACAGAGCCCCAAAGCAGUCUCUUGGUCCCAGCCCAGGAUGGACCUUCAGAAAAGUUGGGCCAACGUCUGGCCACUGAGACCUUUGGUGCCAACAGCUGGGAAAGAGAAAAGACCUGCAGGGAGCUGGGUCCUGCCCGAGCACACAGUGCCUCUCAAGAAAGAGACCUGACACCACCACCUUCCUCCAGGGGGAAAAAGAAAAAGAAGAAAUCGACCAGGAAGAAGAGAAGGAGGUCCCCAUCCUACAGCCCAUCACCAGUCAAGAAGAAGAAGAAGAAAAGCUCCAAGAAGCAUAAGCGAAACAGGUCUUUUUCCAAGAAGAGGAGACACAGCUCCUGUAGUCCUAAAAGCAAAAGACGGGAAGAGAAGAAGCACAAAAAACAAUCUCGAAGCCGGAAGUCUCACCACCAUAGACACCACCAUUGCCCCUCGAGGUCUCAGAGCUCGGAACUGCGCUCUUCCAGCUGCGAGAGCAGGCACCGAGGUCGUUCUCCCGAGGAAGGGCGGAAAUCCCGCCGAACACACUCCCGCCGCUGCUCCAAGAACCACUACAAGGUCAGCCCAGAGGCCCGAUCCAGCCACCUGCCCAGCCAGCCCCUCCAGAGGCUCGGCUUCCUGUCAGCCAGGGGUGUAAUCUCUGGGUCGGGGUCUGCUGCUGACCUCUUUAGCAAAUCAACCAGCCCGCUCACCGCCUCCCGAGGACGCUCGCAGGAGUACGACUCAGGCAAUGACACGUCCUCGCCGCCCUCCACGCAAACCAGUUCCGCCCGGUCGCGGGGCCAGGAGAAGGGGAGCCCCGAUGGGGGUCUGAGCAAGAGUAGGGACCUCAACUGCGGCAACAGUUCCGAUUCAGGGAACUCCUUCACCACCUCCUCCCCCCAGAACAAGGGGGCUGUUCUGGAGAACGUCUCUCCCACUUGCAGGAGCAAUGAGUCAAGAGGAUUUCAGUCUCCAUGUCUACAGUGUGCUGAGGUGAAGAAGUCUAGUUUGGUCCCAUCCACAGCCCGGAGCUCCCCCAUCAAAGAGUGUUCCCGAAGCUCCUCCUACACCAGCACUCGAUCCUCCAGCCCCUCUUCCCGGUCCCCAAACCACAGAGCCUCCCCCAGGUACACCCGGAGCCGGUCCACCUCUUCUGAAAAAAGGUCCUACUCUCGCUCUCCCAGCUAUUCUUCCAAGUCUGGCAAGAGGAGCCCGCCUAGCAGAAGCUCUAGGUCUCGUCGCAGUCCCAGCUAUUCCCGCUACAGCCCCAGCAGGGAUCCCAAGUACGGUGAGAAGGAAUUGCAGCCCCGAGAGCGUGCACGCAGGAGGCGACGGUCCUACUCACCCAUGAGGAAGCGCCGGAGAGACUCCCCAAGCCACCUGGAGGCGCGAAGGAUAACCAGUGCCCGCAAACGCCCCAUCCCUUACUACCGACCCAGCCCCUCCUCGUCCAGCAGCCUCAGCAGCGCCUCCUCCUGGUACAGCAGCAGCAGCAGCCGCUCAGCCAGCCGCAGUUACUCCCGGAGCAGGAGUCCGAGCCGGAGCCGCAGCAGGAGCCAGACCAGGAGCAGGACGCGGACCAGCCGCAGCUCCAGCUCCCGCAGCCUCAGCCUUGGCUCCCGGAGCCGCAGUCGGAGUCGGAGCCUGAGCUACAGCUCAGCGGAAAGCUAUGCCAGCACGAGGCGCUAA